AAAUUUUCCAUCAACGUAAUCAAAAAACAUAUGUUUCUCUGUUGUGUGGUGAAUUUUAAAUUACUGCUUUGCGUAAACAAAACGGUACGGUUGGCUAAAAAAUUUUCGGAGAAUAUAUGAGAAAUAAAUCGAAAAAUUGAUAUACCCAUCAAUAUCGAAUACGUUUAUUUAGCCGGUGUUCACAAGGGCCGUAGUGGGGAAAUUAUUCCCGUCUAUGAUCCAGCUGGUUUAUUUGAAGGCAGAAAAUCUAAAUUGCCACUAACUUGUACUUGCUCUAUGGCUAUAUAGAGAUCUUUGAUCCAGUAGAUCCUCAAGUCUAGAGUUGAACUGUUCCGGCAAUUUGUUUGUAGUACAUAAUGAAGAAAACAUGGGUUAAACGGGAACACAUUUACUACGUUCCUUUUUACAAACAAAAGUCAAAAAUGUUGUUGCUGGGAAUCUUCUUUCUGGGCAUCAUUUUCUUCGUUUAUCAAGCGGUUUCAGUAAGUCAUUUACCUAUAGCUUUGGAGGGCACAAUGAGAGAUUUACGAAAGAAACAUAAACAGAUCCAGGCAUCUUUAGGGCGUAAACAGACGGAUGACUCUAAGGAGAGUGAUGCUGAUUCGUAUUCGAUACAAGAUGUAGGCAUUAAAAUUAUAAGAGGGAUAAGACUUUUCGAUUACGAUUCAUACAAGCCGAAUUUUGAAGGUAAAUUUCGUUGUCUGGAUGGUACUCUAGAAAUAGCAUUUGAACGUGUAAACGAUGACUACUGCGACUGUUUUGGAGACGGCAGCGAUGAACCAAGUACAAACGCUUGCAAUAAUGGCAAGUUCUAUUGUAAAUACCAAAAGCGGCACAUUACGGGAAGAGGACGAGAUGUGUUCGUUCCUAGUAGCCGAGUUAACGAUGGGAUUUGUGACUGCUGUGAUGGUAGUGACGAGUGGCUUGGCACAGCGUGUAAAAAUAAGUGUCUGUAGCAUUUGUAUAUUAAUACAACGUGUACAUACAUAUAAGGCUAGUUGUAGUGUUUAACGAAGAAUAAUGCAUAAUACAUUUUAAUUAUACUUAAGUAGGAAUAAGAAUUCAAACGAAUGUAGUCAGAUAUGGAAAUCUUUUGGAUAAAUUUUUAUAUAAAAUUCUGAAAUUAUAAGUAGUAUCAUGGUACAAUGAAGAGAAGAUAGGCCAACAAAAUUGCAAGUAUAGAAAUCUGCCUGUUUGGCUUGUAAUGUCAGAAUUAGUAUCAAAACAAUAAAAAAAUCAAAAAACUUGUUGCAUUUAUUUUGAAUAAAUAAUUGAAAACCGCGAAAACUGAAUGAAAGGCCAACACUUCUUUUCAAAACCAGGUUCUAUAUAUCUCUAAAGGAUUAUUUCGCUACAAAAACUCUAGAUUUUGUCAAUGCAUACGAUGAAAUAAACAUUUUAAAACAUUUGAAUUUGAAAAGAAAACACAUACAUAAACAAAUAAAGAUGACAUAUUAAGCCAAGAAAAUAAAAAAUUGAAAUCAUAUGGUAUCAUAGCCCUACCUUGAUAUCAUUGUACCAUGAGUAGUAUUGUUAUUUACUGACACUGAAUAUAAAAUUCAUCGUAACUACCAGUGGUAAAUCACACAGAACUGUCAUACGCUGUUUGCGGUCUGUAAACUUUGUAAAGUCACAUUCCCCGCCGCCACAACAAACCAUACACGUCUUCUCACGGUUUAUAAUUGUUUUCGAUCAGCAAGGGCCAGAGGAAACUUUACUACCACUACUGCAUAUAUUGUACACAGCCCACAGUAGGGAAAUUCAUAAGUCCACCAAAAGUAAAACCUAAAUAUAUUUCCCAAAUAAUUACCGUAUACAUCGGUAUAUAUAUAAAGGUAUUUACUAUACUAUUGAAUUAAAACAAUGUGUUUUGACAGCAAGAGAAGACAACAGCUGGGCUUAACGUGUCGCCUUGUACACCUUGGUAAAAACAUAUUUUGAUUUAUUUAAUUUAAUACAAUUUUUAACAAUUAAAUUGCAAAUAAAACAGCUUACAAUAUUUUAAUAAAUCAGAUAUCUUAAAAA
This is a messenger RNA of Musca domestica (house fly), 2025 nucleotides long. Its product is annotated as glucosidase 2 subunit beta. Gene Ontology annotation, molecular function: protein binding. Gene Ontology annotation, cellular component: glucosidase II complex. Lineage: Eukaryota; Metazoa; Arthropoda; Insecta; Diptera; Muscidae. The record is from RefSeq and is a predicted model, not a curated record. The transcript has 3 exons. The coding region runs from base 357 to 956 and encodes 199 amino acids. Gene Ontology annotation, biological process: N-glycan processing.